Nanorana parkeri is the source of this 1778-nucleotide messenger RNA. It is a transcript of the gene ELP3, whose product is annotated as elongator acetyltransferase complex subunit 3. The transcript has 15 exons. The coding region runs from base 126 to 1778 and encodes 550 amino acids. Gene Ontology annotation, molecular function: acyltransferase activity, transferring groups other than amino-acyl groups; iron-sulfur cluster binding. The record is from RefSeq and is a predicted model, not a curated record. NCBI's taxonomy places the organism in Eukaryota, Metazoa, Chordata, Amphibia, Anura, Dicroglossidae. Gene Ontology annotation, biological process: tRNA wobble base 5-methoxycarbonylmethyl-2-thiouridinylation. Gene Ontology annotation, cellular component: cytoplasm; elongator holoenzyme complex; nucleus.
CCCCGUGCUGUGUACGGUGUAGGAGGAUUGUCCCUCGCUGCUCUCCGUCCCCGUGCUGUGUACGGUGUAGGAGGAUUGUCCCUCGCCGCUCUCCGUCCUCACGCCGUGUACGGUGUACAGCGAAGAUGAAGCCGCCGCGGAAGAAGCAGGCAGGGGAGGUCAGCAAGGCCGAGCUGAUGAUGAAGACCAUCGCCGACAUCAUCAAACAGCUUCUAGAGGCUCACGAGGAAGGAAAGGACGUCAACCUGAACAAGUUGAAGACUAAGACGUCGGCCAAGUACGGACUUCCCCACCAGCCACGGCUAGUGGAUAUCAUCGCCGCCGUGCCUCCGCAGCACCGCAAGGUCCUCGUGCCCAAGUUAAAGGCGAAACCCAUCCGCACUGCCAGCGGGAUUGCGGUGGUCGCCGUCAUGUGUAAACCCCAUCGCUGUCCUCACAUCAACUUCACCGGGAAUAUCUGUGUGUACUGUCCUGGUGGUCCAGAUUCUGAUUUUGAGUAUUCUACCCAGUCUUACACAGGUUAUGAGCCGACAUCAAUGCGGGCGAUCCGUGCUCGCUACGACCCCUUCCUUCAGACACGGCAUCGAGUGGAACAGCUCAAACAACUGGGGCACAGCGUGGACAAGGUAGAGUUCAUUGUGAUGGGGGGAACGUUCAUGGCUCUGCCUGAGGACUACAGGGACUACUUCAUCCGAAACCUACACGACUCCUUGUCUGGGCACACGUCCAACAAUGUUGCCGAGGCCGUACGGUACUCCGAGCGCAGUAACACAAAGUGUGUCGGGAUCACCAUAGAGACUCGGCCGGACUACUGCCUGAAGCGUCACUUGAGCGACAUGUUGUCAUACGGCUGCACCAGGCUGGAGAUCGGCGUGCAGAGCGUGUACGAAGAUGUUGCCAGAGAUACCAAUCGGGGUCACACGGUGAAAGCGGUGUGCGAGUCCUUCCACAUGUCCAAAGACGCUGGGUUCAAAGUUGUAUCUCACAUGAUGCCGGAUCUGCCGAACAUGGGUCUGGAGAGAGACAUCGAGCAGUUCAUUGAGUUCUUUGAAAAUCCGGCUUUCCGGCCAGACGGCAUGAAGCUGUACCCGACUCUGGUCAUCCGCGGCACCGGCCUCUACGAGCUCUGGAAAACCAGAAGAUACCGCAGUUAUUCUCCCAGCACCUUGGUGGACUUGGUGGCCAGGAUCUUGGCUCUCGUUCCACCGUGGACCCGAGUUUACCGAGUGCAGAGAGAUAUUCCCAUGCCGCUGGUCAGCUCCGGGGUGGAGCACGGGAAUCUCCGGGAGCUGGCCUUAGCUCGGAUGAAGGAUCUUGGUACAGAGUGCCGUGACGUAAGAACCAGAGAGGUGGGGAUCCAGGAGAUUCAUCACAAAGUCCGGCCGUAUCAGGUGGAGUUAAUUCGGAGAGAUUAUGUGGCCAAUGGCGGCUGGGAGACCUUCCUGUCCUACGAGGACCCAGAGCAGGACAUUCUCAUCGGCCUUCUACGUCUACGGAAGUCCUCUCCGGAAUCAUUCAGACCCGAGCUGAAGGGAGGAGUGUCCAUUGUGCGAGAGCUUCACGUCUACGGCAGCGUGGUGCCCAUCAGCAGCCGGGACCCGUCCAAGUUCCAGCACCAGGGAUUCGGGAUGUUGCUGAUGGAAGAAGCGGAGAGGAUAGCACGGGACGAGCACGGCUCCUGGAAGAUCGCGGUCAUAUCAGGNNNCGGUACCCGAAACUAUUACAGGAAAAUCGGCUAUGAGCUAGAGGGUCCGUACAUGGUGAAGAGAUUGGACUGA